Molecule: messenger RNA, 1329 nt
Organism: Habropoda laboriosa
Lineage: Eukaryota; Metazoa; Arthropoda; Insecta; Hymenoptera; Apidae
Exons: 2
Coding region: 1-1329 (442 amino acids)
Source: RefSeq, a predicted model, not a curated record
AUGCAUCUCAACGUGUCUUUCUUAUUCCUGUUAUUGGGUAUCACGCUCAUCCAAGCUGGUCCAGCGGCCAAGAUCAUCGAGAAGAAAUCAUUAGCAGAAACGGUAGAAGCAGAGGCCAAACAGGAGAACCUGAACAUUGAAGAAAGUGGUGAGGAAAAGGACAGAACAAAAAAAGCUGCACUUUAUUUUCAAAUACAACCAAAUUGUCAACAACCUGUAAAGGAAAAUUUAGUUACUGUUCAGAACAUCCCACUGAGGAUACAGGCUCAGUCUGUUCCUCCACAAAUUCACACUCUGAAUGUGCUCCAGCCUAUUGUUCAAACCUUACCCCAGCCUAGCAUCAUUAUUCCUCAACAACCAAUUCCAAACUUGCACAUUGCCCAACAUCCAGCUCAACCUUCUUCAGCUGUGAAUGUAAUUCAGUCCUCAUCCAACACCAAUGUCAUCCAUGGCAUUGAGAAGCAACAGCCACAACCAAAGCCUAAGCCAACUCCAGCUCCUGUCACAGAAACAGUACCUGUUACUGAGAAGCCCAAGCCUAUGCGCAUUGAACAGCAGGCACAGCCUUUACCAAAGCCACAAGAGACCUUAGCGCUGCUGCCAAUGGCUCCUACAUACGAAGAACAUCUGAUGUUUAUUCCUGAACAACCACAGUUUGUUCCCUUAAUGGAAGUUCCAGCAACUACACCAUGCACCAAUCCCCUGCACAAUUACCUUACUUCAUGCACUUGUUCCAAUGUUAGGCCAUUGGCAAUGAAUAUGGUACCUGUCAUGCCUUAUCCAUCAGCGUAUGCAAGAUCUUCAAUGAUGAUGCCCCAUAUGGUAGCAGAGAAAAUAAGAGUGGAACCUCAGGGAAGAACUAAUACUCACAUCGAUUUAAAUAUCCCAAAUCAUCGACACCACCACCCUCACCACCACAGCCACGACUCGUACCAAAAUAUGUAUGUCUAUGGUUCAGACUCUGGUGCUGGCCAGUACGGUACCAAGCAGUUAAUGGAGAACACGUAUGCCAGUAAAGGAGUCUCCAUCAAUACCUUCCCUGCCUUCAGAGCUGUCAGCCCAUUUGUGCAACAACCUACUCUCAGUCUUCCAGAGAGCACUCUGAGGAACAAGGAGAAUACCAUGCAUAGUCCUGUCGCCUCUGAAGCAAGUAAUCUCAUACAGACCAACAAAUCUCCUCGUGAAACUAACACGAACCAAUUGUCACCAGAGAAGAUGUUGGAGAUCAAGCAAGAGCAAAGUCAAGCUAUGCUGAUCGAUGGUCGACGCAACGUAAGGAGCAACAAAGAAAAAUCGAAAGAACGAAAAAGUGAAUCAACAAAGAACUAG